GAAUACCACCAAUUUGAAAUAAUAUCAAUUUGAAUUACUUUCAAUUUAAAAUACUCCCAAUCUGAAAUAAUGUCAAUCUAAAAUACUACCAAUCUGAAUAUCACCAAUAUGAAAACUUUCAAAUUAAAAUACUACCAAUCUGAAAUAUUAUCAAUUUGAAAUACUUUCAAUUUAGAAUACUUCCAAUCUGAAUACCACCAAUCCGAGCACCACCAAUCCGAAUACCACCAAUCUGAAACUAAAUACCACCCAUUCGAAAAAAAAAAGAACACCAAGCUCUGCCCCAUGCCACGCCAUGCAAAAACACGCGCAAUUAAACCCCUGUUUGUUCCCCGCUUGCCCCUCCAGCCAUUUGGGGUCCAUAUCGCUGGCCCUGGCUGCGCGGGUCCGCCGGCCCCAUUCGCACCCAGCUAGCGCCGCGGGUCGUGAGCGUGCACGACGCCAGGCGCGGGAACGGGGCAGCGACAUGUGCACGACACCCGUGCACCACGGUAUCGAUGGCCUCGCAUCGCACUGAAAAAUCUUCCCCGGCCUCCCAUCGCCA
Messenger RNA from Metschnikowia bicuspidata var. bicuspidata NRRL YB-4993, 544 nucleotides. RefSeq lists its product as uncharacterized. The transcript has a single exon. Lineage: Eukaryota; Fungi; Ascomycota; Pichiomycetes; Serinales; Metschnikowiaceae. Bases 296 to 517 code for a protein of 73 amino acids. The record is from RefSeq and is a predicted model, not a curated record.